Osmerus eperlanus (European smelt) is the source of this 2582-nucleotide messenger RNA. RefSeq names its product THAP domain containing 12a (gene thap12a). NCBI's taxonomy places the organism in Eukaryota, Metazoa, Chordata, Actinopteri, Osmeriformes, Osmeridae. The record is from RefSeq and is a predicted model, not a curated record. The transcript has 5 exons. The coding region runs from base 135 to 2279 and encodes 714 amino acids.
CAUGCAAAGGCUCAUGGGAUACUACGGCAGUUGUCGCUUCCUGCACACUGGCUUGCACCGAGUUGUGGUAGUUUGAUUAUAUAGUUAGCUAAUGCAAAUGGUGUACGUAUGAAGUUGAGACACAUUUGACAGCAAUGGCGAACAACUGUGCUUUUUCAAGUUGUUCAAGUAACAACUGCAGUCUGCCCAGCCUUCCUCCCCUCUUCAGGUUCCCAAGAAACAGCGAAAGAUGCAAGAAGUGGAUUGAAAACUGCAAUCGCAUUGAUCUUGAAGACAAAACCCCAGACGAGUUGUACAGACAGUACAGACUUUGUGCGAAACACUUCAAAGAUUCAGUGAUGGAAACAACUCUUCACAACACUGCAUUGAAGGAGGAUGCUAUACCAACCAUAUUUGAUUCAUCAGGCCAGCCCACUAACCCCACAAGUGGACAGUGCAAGCGGAAGGGAGAAAUUCAAGAUGAUCCACAGGACAGUAAAGUGAAGAAAGAUGACUUAAUAGAGAAAACCGAAGAUGACUCCCAAAUAAUUAUGGAAAACACAGACCCCAGAGAGAUCAUAAAAUCCAUUUGUGAAGUUCUUCUGGUGCUAAGCAAACAAAAUAUUCCCUUGAACAGGCAUGCUGUAGAUGUACAGGAGAGCGUCACUCUGAGUAAUGUGCAGGCAUUGUUAGAAUAUAGAAUGAGUGUUGGGAAUCAAGUGUUGACUCCUGGAAAAGAGCUCUGCUCCUCCACACAACUGAGUCAAAUGUUGGAGGUGUGUGAGAAUGGGGUUCGCGAGGAGUUCCUGCAGGAGGUCAGAGAAAGUCGCUUCUUCUCACUAGUCACAGAUGAUUUGGUGGACAUAGAAGAGCAGUGCCACCUCCCUGUUUUUUUGCGAUUUGUGGACCAGUCUAACUGCCUGCGGGAGGAGUUUGUCGGACUGCUUCCUUUUCAGGGAGAUGAGGAGACCCUAACAGAGCAACUGCUAUCUAUGGUAACUGACAAGUGGGGCCUGAAUAUAGAAAACUGCAGAGGGCAAGCCCACUUGUGCUCUGGUGUGCAUGCCAGCAAAAUGAAAGCCAUCUCUACCAGGUUAACAGAGAAGUAUCCUAUGAUACUGCAUUCGACAUUGUCAACAUUUGCUUUGAACACCUUUCUGGUAAAUAGUAUGUCACUGUCAGGGCCGCAGAUUGUCAUGUCUACUUUUAAGAAGAUUGAGUCCUUUUUCAAGGAUGCCCCUUCACUGAAAUUAGAGUUAGAAAAUGCCAUCUCGAUAUUCUAUCAAGGCAGGGAAGAGAAAACCAAUGAGUUGAAAGAGGCAUGUCGUACCAGCUGGACAUUAAGGCACGAUGCGUUUGAGGUGGCAGUUGAUAUCAUAGAAUCUCUUUUGCUCUGUGUGGAUAGUGUUCAUGACAAUGAAGACAUGAGGUGGAGCGAUGAAGUCACUCACAAUGCUUUAGAAAUAUCUACAGCCCUGGCUGAUUUUGAGUUCAUUAUAGCUUUGGUUGUGCUGAAAAACACCCUGUCGUUCACCCGUGCCUUUGGUAAGAACUUGCAAGGGCAAGCGACUGACACCUACUUUGCUGCAAAUAAUUUGACAGCUGUGUUGCACUCGCUGAAUGAGGUCUCUGACAACAUUGAUGUGUAUCACGAGUUCUGGUUUGAGGAAGCCAUCAACCUAGCUUCUGCAAUGGAGAUCCAAGUUAAGGUUCCCAGGCUGUACCUGAGAAAGCAUCGCUCCGAGUCUGGAACCGAGGUGCAGCCAGAGAAUUACUACAAGGAACACCUGUCUGUCCCCGUCGUGACCCAUGUCCUCAACGAAAUGAAGGAUCUGUUUACUGAAAGUCACGUCAAGGCCAUGAAAUGUCUGUUGCUGGUCCCUGCUGUCAUGGGUCAACUGAAGUUCAACGCAUCCGAGGAAAACAUGGAUGUGUUUAAAAAUGACCUUCCGAAUGCAGAGACUCUCCCUGCAGAGCUCCACUGCUGGUGGGUGAAGUGGAAGCACAGGGUCAAGGAUGUCACCACUCUGCCCUCCAGUGUCCCCGAAACCCUGCUGCUGGCUGAAGUGAAAUUCUUCCCCAAUGUGCUUGCCUUCCUGAAGGUGCUUGCCACCUUGCCGUUUUUGACGGCUGAGAGCAGUUGUGAUGCCGCCCGCAAACGGCUUAAACUGUACGUGGAAAAUACACCUGGCGACCACAGAUCCAAGAGUAUUAUUUUUUUGAACAUGCAUUAUAAUGCUACACACAACUUGGACUUCAUUGUAGACACCUACAUGGAGAAGUACCCUGAGAAAGAAUGAUAUGACUGGAGAAAGUGGCAUCUUUAUUAAAGUCAAUGUAAAUAUUGUUUGAUUACAAUGUGUGUGGUAUACAUAGAUGAGUCUGUUAUAUGUUGUAAACAAACAAAAAAAUCUGAAUAGAUUGAAUAGAUGAUGAUAGAAAUGUUUUAGGCCAACAUGGUGCUGUAAAAUGUAACAAAUACUGUUUAAUAGUCUUACAAUCAUACAAAAUAAUUUGAUGGAUGCAUUUAUCAUUUUCUAAUCCAAACUGUUAACGUGAUUACAGUAUUUUUACACAUUUGUUGUUCAAUAAAUAAGUAUAUA